Pistacia vera is the source of this 2298-nucleotide messenger RNA. Its product is annotated as mitochondrial intermediate peptidase, mitochondrial. The transcript is spliced from 17 exons. The record is from RefSeq and is a predicted model, not a curated record. NCBI's taxonomy places the organism in Eukaryota, Viridiplantae, Streptophyta, Magnoliopsida, Sapindales, Anacardiaceae. Gene Ontology annotation, biological process: proteolysis; peptide metabolic process. Gene Ontology annotation, molecular function: metalloendopeptidase activity. Bases 1 to 2178 code for a protein of 725 amino acids.
AUGUCGACUCUAAUCCGCCGAACCGCCUCGAUUUUCCACCUCAACUCAUGCUGUUCGGGUUUCUACUCGACCCGCUAUCUCCACAACCGGGCCGUAAACGGAACCCCCACCGGUCUCUAUGGCUUUGAUCAAUUGAAGACCCCGAAAGGCUUUCGGCGGUUCGUCGAUGAAGCCAUUGAGAGGUCUACAGAACUUGUUGAUUAUAUAGCUGAGAUGCCUUCAUCUAUGGAAAUUAUUCGUACAAUGGAUGAGAUUUCAGAUACUGUCUGUUCGGUUGUUGAUUCUGCAGAACUGUGUAGGCAAACUCAUCCCGACAGAGAAUUUGUCGAGGAGGCUAACAAGGCAUCAAUGAGAAUCAAUGAAUAUCUACAUUAUCUAAAUACAAAUCAUACUCUGUAUGAUGCCGUGAAGAAAGCCGAGAAAGAUGCUCAUUUGCUUUCCAGGGAAGCUCAUAGGGCUGCCAGUCAUCUGCGCAUUGAUUUUGAGAAGGGUGGAAUUCAUCUCUGUCCUGAGAAACUUGAUCAAGUUAAUCAGCUAAAUAUUGAUAUUUUUCAGCUGUGCAGGGAGUUUGGUCAAAAUAUUAUCAAUGACCCAGGUCAUGUGGAUGUAUUUCCGGCAUCACGUAUCCCAAAAAAUAUACAUCAUCUUCUUAAGCCCAUUCAUCGAUUAACAUCUGGAGCAUCAAGAGAAUCAUUAAGGUCAUGCAAUAGCAUGAAAGAAAAAGGAUUUCGGAUAAUAACUGAGCCCCGCACUCUACAUUCUGUUCUGCAAUGGACAUCAGAUGAUGAGGUCAGGAAAAUGGCUUAUGUGCAAGGGAACUCUGUCCCACAUGCGAACCAUGAAGCUCUUGACAGGCUUAUAGCUGCCCGCCAUGAGCUUGCCCAGAUUAUGGGUUAUAGGUCUUAUGCUGAUUUUAUAGUUAAGCCAAACAUGGCUUCAUCUCCUGAGGUAGUGACGUCCUUUUUGCUUGAGAUGAAUAAGAUGAUUAAGCCGAAGGCUGAUGAGGAGUUUAAGGCAAUUCGCGAUUUUAAGAGGAAAAUAUGUGGUCAAAGAUUUGUAGAUUUGGAGCCAUGGGAUGAGGCUUAUUACACAGCAAUGAUGAAGUCUUCUACUUAUAAUCUGGACUCUUCAGUUGUGGCACCAUAUUUUCCUUUGCCACAAUGUAUUGAAGGUUUGAAAGUGCUAGUGGAGUCAUUAUUUGGUGCUACAUUUCAUAGUGUCCCCCUGGCACCAGGUGAAUCAUGGCACCCAGCUGUCCUUAAAAUGUCCCUUUAUCACCCUGAAGAGGGAGACAUGGGAUACCUGUACCUUGAUCUUUACUCAAGGGCAGGCAAGUAUCCAGGUUGUGCUAAUUUUGCAAUCAAAGGGGGACGUCGAAUAUCAGAAACAGAAUACCAGCUUCCUGUUGUAGCCCUCAUUUGCAACUUUUCAGGUUCCCAUAAUUCAUCGACCGUGAGGCUUAAUCACUGUGAAGUAGAAACUCUAUUCCAUGAGUUUGGACAUGCCCUUCAUUCCUUGCUCUCAAGAACGGAUUACCAACACUUUUCAGGCACCAGGGUGGUUCUUGACUUUGCUGAGACACCUUCAAAUCUCUUUGAAUACUUUGCAUGGGAUUACCGAGUCUUGAGGAGAUUUGCUAAACACUAUUCAACUGGUGAAAUAAUACCUGAGAAGUUGGUAAACUCUUUGCAAGGUGCCAGAGACAUGUUUGCAGCAACUGAAUUGCAACGUCAGAUUUUUUAUGCUUUGGUCGAUCAAACGCUGUUUGGUGAACAGCCAUGCCCAACCAGGGAUACAAGUUCUAUUGUUGCUGAUCUGAAAACGCAAUAUACCAGCUGGAACCACAUGGAGGGUACUCAUUGGCAGAUCCGAUUUAGUCACCUCAUUAAUUAUGGGGCAGGCUACUAUAGCUACUUGUACGCCAAAUGUUUUGCUGCAACCAUUUGGCAAAAGCUAUGCCAGGAGGAUCCACUAUCAUUAGUCACAGGAACUGCUCUUAGGACAAAAUUAUUGCAGCAUGGUGGUGCCAGGGAACCAGCUCAUUUGCUGAAUGAUCUAGUGGGCGAUAGGAUUUUGACAUAUUGCAAUGGAGGCAUAAUUCCUGACAUUACAAGUUUCUCAGAUGAAGUAAAGUUGGUGGAAGAUAAAGCAAGAGCGGCUGUUCUUGUAGCUGAAUAAAGGAAAGAAAAUAAGGACAGGGAUGGAGAAAAGAGAGAUAUAGAGAGGCACUUCUUUGUUGGAGAGAAAGCAAAUUUGACGUGAUGGUCAUUUAGACUUGCGGACAAAUUGCUGGGAAUG